GAUGAUGUGAGGCAGAAAGUGCACCUGAAUACCUUUGGUUUCUUCAAGGAUGGUUUCAUGAGUGUGAAUGUCAGCAACCUUUCCCUGAAUCCAGAACCAGGCCCUGAUGAGAAGGACAGUUUAUUAGUGGGGUUCAGCUUGGACCGAACAAGGAAUGAUGGUUUCUCCACUUACCUGGAUGAAGAAGUGGAUUAUUGUAUCUUGAACAAGACUCCAGAGCCAGAUGUCUCUGUUGUGAUUUUACUUCUGGACAUCCAACAUGAAGUUGUGAAAGUACAGUUCUCUUCAAAAGCUGCUUCUUUGUUACCUAAAAUUGUAUUUGUAUCUGAGGAAAAUGGUACUGCCUUAAAUACCAAGCUGCUAAAAUCUUCUGAACUGAGCAGUGAUUCUGAUAGAAGUCCUCAAAAGACCAGUGAAAAUACAGGUAAUGAAGAUAAGGAGUCCAAACGAAGUACAACAUCCUCCAAGGACAUGAUAGAACAACAACAUCCUGUACGCCAUGUCCAAGGAAUUUUUUCAUUUCAGUUCUAUUUUAACAUCAGCUCGGACAAACAAGAAGGUCUCUACAGCCUGUAUUUCCAUAAGUGUGCUCGUGAGAAAGGGCCAGCUAAUGAUCAGCAGCUGUUUAGUCUUGAUAUAGAUGUUACGGAAAAGAAUCCUGAAAGCUACCUCUCAGCAGGUGAAAUCCCACUGCCAAAACUUUACAUUUCCAUGGCUCUCUUCUUUUUCCUGUCUGGGACUGUAUGGAUCCACAUACUUCGGAAACGCAGAAAUGAUGUCUUUAAGAUCCACUGGCUCAUGGCAGCCCUGCCUUUCACCAAAUCCUUGUCCUUGGUCUUCCACGCGAUCGACUAUCACUACAUCUCUUCUCAGGGAUUCCCCAUCGAGGGCUGGGCUGUUGUGUAUUACAUCACUCACCUACUGAAGGGAGCUCUUCUGUUCAUCACUAUUGCCCUCAUUGGCACAGGCUGGGCUUUCAUUAAACACAUCCUGUCAGAUAAAGACAAAAAAAUUUUCAUGAUUGUCAUCCCACUUCAGGUACUGGCUAAUGUGGCCUACAUUAUCAUAGAGUCAACAGAGGAGGGGACAACUGAGUAUGGACUGUGGAAAGAAAUCCUUUUCCUGGUGGACUUGCUGUGCUGUGGAGCCAUCCUGUUCCCAGUGGUAUGGUCAAUAAGACAUUUGCAAGAGGCUUCAGCAACAGAUGGGAAAGCUGCCAUUAACCUAGCAAAGCUGAAGCUCUUCAGACAUUACUAUGUCAUGAUUGUGUGUUACAUUUACUUCACACGGAUCAUUGCAAUUCUCAUAAAGAUUGCUGUUCCAUUCCAGUGGAAAUGGCUGUACCAGCUGCUGGAUGAAAUGGCCACAUUGGUGUUCUUUGUCCUCACUGGGUACAAGUUCCGUCCAGCAUCAGACAACCCUUACCUACAGCUCUCUCAGGAUGAUGAGGAUGACUUGGAGAUGGAAGCUGUGGUGACGACUUCAGGAGUGAUGGAGGGCAUGAAGAAAGUCAAGAAAGUGGUGAAUGGUUCAGCAGAGCCUCAGGGCGAAUGGGAGAGCACAGCAUGAUGGACUGGACUAAGGCAGCACUUUCAGAGAAACUUUUUUAAUUUAUUAAUAUUACUCUCAGUGGAAAGGGAGCAACUUGCACUCCCCACCACUGAAACUGCAGAGUGGGGUGUGUCUAGGGAGAGCAAAGCAGUGCAGAAAUAUAACUAUUCCUUUGAUCAUAAGAAAAUGGGAUCUCCUGGUACCUGCAAGGAGCCUGAAGCUUUCCUAGGGAUUUUGGGUAGCUUUUUUUCCCCCUUUCUGGAUCGGUUCUUUAUUCUGAAUUGUUGUGUUCCUCAGAAUGUGUAAUACUAAUGUGAAGAGGGAUCUUCAGUGUGUAUGUAAAGAAUAUAUUUUAUAUAAUGCUCAUAUAUAUGCACACACACACACACUUGCUUUGUAACAUGAAUGCUGGGACUUGCAAAGCCUGUCAGAAGGUGGGAAAAGAAGAUAAAGACAUGUAAGUAUUUUUUUCCUUUUUAUAAACUCUCCUUUUGGCUUGGAUGGAACAUUGCAAAACAAAUGGAUGGGAACAACUGCAGUUAUUUGAGAGACUGAAGGUUAUUGGAUCAGAUGACUUCUGCCACUGCUCAUGCAAGUGUGAAAGGUGAUAAGUAUCUUCUUGUCUUGUCCCUGCAGGUGUCCACCUGAAUGUGUCAGGUUUUCAGAUGUGUUGCUAUACAGGAAAUGAGUGACUGUUCUCCAUUAAAGCACUAAGCCCAUAGUGCAAUAAGUAUUUAUGUACAUUGUCCCCUGUCCAUGGAGUUGCUCUUGACUCACCCCCACCUGACAAGAAGUACACAAGAGGUGUAAGACUGAUGGUUGCUUUCUAGGGGUCUGUAAAUGUUUACUUUCAAGCUGUGACCCAGAGCUUCAUAAAAUAUUUUCAAGGUAUUUCAAAAGUCACUCCUUUCUGGCAUACUGUAAACAGUGUCAGACACUCCAGUGGAAAUCUGUCUAGCCAUUUUACUGCAACAUAAAUCUCUGGUUCACAGUUACCCUGAGUUACUGGGUCUCUCUGGAUGGCUACUUGUACCUCUCUGGCUGUGUAGGAUUAAUAACACUGCUGUUUUGGGUGAGCUGAACUGGUCAAAGGAGUAUUGCCACCAAAACCAGCAACUCCUAGUCCUGUUUUUUUUUUUUUUUUUUUUGGCAGGAGAGGAAAAGAUUAUGACCAGAACCUUGAUGCAGAGGAAUAUAGAAUCCUUGAGUGUUAGCUGCAGACUUGCAGUGGAGUCUUUACAAACACAUUCCAAAAUGCCUCAUGUGUUUUCUCUGUAGUCCUUGGGGUUGUCAGUGGGGCAGUUGGUGUCCAGAGCUGUAGUAGUGAAAAUGGGUGCUCAUUUGGGAGAGGAUGGAAGUGGCUCACUGGUGGAGUGAGGAUUAGCUUUAACAAAAAUAAAUCAGCUCUAAAUCUCUGACCCACUGAAGCCUUAAUAUUCAUGCAGAGACAUUGCCAUGUGGUGCUGUGGAGCCAAGAGCUUCUGCCAGGGUGUCAGGAGAGGCAUCAGCAGAGCUCUGGAUGUGCCAGCAUUGCUUACAGACUCGUUCAGGAAUUGGUUUUGUGGAGGGACUGCAAAUCUGGGCACACCUGAUGAGAGGACUGUUAGCCUAAAGUUUAUUUUAUUCUUCAAGCUGAGGAGGAUUUCCUCCAGAAUCUUGAACCACUUCCUCACUCCUGAGCAGGGGUUGUGGAGCUCCUGGUGAGCUGUCUGUAGCAAGCCUUGCUGGUUGAGGAGCAGCAUCUCUUCCCCCAUUGCCACUUCUUUUCCCAGGUGUUGGUUCCAUGCACCAUGGAGGUGGUAGAAACAAAUCUACCUGCUUUGAUACCUGGAGCUGCUUUCUCUUCAGAUAAAGCACAAGAAGAACAUUUAUGUCUGGCUGCAGAAUCCUCCUCUGAUUUCCUCCUCAGCUGUUACUUCACAGUAAUCACAGCAGUGAUGGUUCCACUUUGCUGUCAUUGCCUUGCAGUGAGAAUUUUAGUGAGAAGAGAUCCUAUACCAAGGAAAGGCUGUUUGGUCACCUCUGGGCCUUUAGGCCUCCUGGAGGAAGAAAUCUACAUUUUUAGCCUGAAGUGUGAGAAAUUGGACCAUCAACAAACACAGGCAGUGCCAGCUCUUACAUGUAAAUGCAAUACCUGGAAAACUCAACCUCUGCAGUUCCUCUGUCCCUUGUCCUGCGUCCAAAGGACUGCUCAGACAGGCUGUAAAGCUUGUUCAGAGAAGCUCUGAAGACUCGAAGUGUGUUGGCACUGAGGUAUGUAAAGGAUAAGGAUGUGCUGUCAGGAACAAAGUGCAUCUGGACAAGGCCAUUCUAGAGCUGUUAAUCCUGUUGUAAACGAGAUGUGAAAUUGUCAGAGGUGUGCCAUUUCACCCAGAACCACGAGGGCUGUGCUGUGAUCCCAGGGAAUGCUGAGCUGCUUCCAAACAGCUGCCUGUUCCAUACCUCAGCAUCAGGGGAGCUGACAAUUUGGCAAGUACUGUUACCUUAGUCUCAGGUUUCUUUUGUUUUUUUUUUUUUUUUAUUUGCACUUUUUUUGCCAGAGUUGCAUAUGGUGUAGGUUUAUCUGCCAAGUCUCUGGCUCACCAGUCAAAGGCCAUAAAAAUGGGUCAUUUCUUUUUGUCUUGGCAGGAAAGGCCACAGCAGUAUUCUGGAAGUUAAUUUUUUUUACAAGAGCUUUUUCCAAGUUCAGCCCUGAGCUUCAGCAGUCAGCUCCACAACCACCUUCUGCUGGUGUUUUACACAGGAUGCCAAGCAGCAGGAAAUGGUCAGACCUGAGCAUUAGGAAGGAAAAUCAGUCAUGGACAAGUCAAAACCCAAAAGAUUCUUAUUGUGGCCAUUUCCAAAAUGAAUUUUUUCUGGUGCAAUUCCGUGGAUCAGGACAGAAAGAUCUGUUUUGAUGGAUAUGAUGGAUGGGAUGGCAGCUGGGAUGUUGGAGAUUGGAGAUGGCUGCAGUUGUGCUUCUCUCCAGCACAGCAAGUACUGCACUGCAAAGCAUCCAAGGCAGGAUUACUCCCUCCCCUCCUGCCCAGGCACACCCAGAGCUGCAUGGCUGGCAUUGCAUGGCUCCAGGGCCAGGGGAGUGCAGCAGCUCAGAGCUCCCCAGGCAGGAUAAUCAGUGCUUGCCUUUCACAUGCUGACAGCUGCUUAUCUGCCAGGAAGCUCUGCCUCUCCCAGGGAGGGAAGAGAGGAGCUGUUGUGGAUUACAGCUCGUUUAGGAAUGUGCAGCUUUGCUUCCCUGUCGCUGCUUUUACUGAAGUGAGGAGCUGGAGCAAUCUCCAGCAGUACCCAGCAGAGAGUGACAGGAGUCCUGGAACAGCAGCUCUGCUGCAAUGGGAACAAAUGGUUUGAAAGCUUUCCCAGCCCAGCACUCAGUCCCCUCUGCAGACAAAAAUGAGAUUGGUUCAGUCUUCACGUGCAAUGCAGGAUGUGCCCCAGUAAAUCCCCGUGGAUGCUGACAUGCACAUGGCACUGCUGCUCUCCUUCCUGCUCAGCAGGCUGGCUUCCAGAGGAAGCUUCCUUGCAGUGCCACUGCCAGCCCCUUGCAUUCUUCGGGCUGGAAAAUGUUUUCCUUGAUGGUUCAUCAAGAGACAUACUAAAAGAAAGCCAGACAUAAUGGGGUCAUGUGGAACAGUGCUGCUGCCUGCUGGAGUGGAGCAGUUGGAGUUGAAGAAGCCACAUGCUGUCCUAUUAAGAUGCUCUUUCAUGUUGUCUGUUGUGAUGUGUGCAGUGCAUUGUUCAGUGUUUCCCUCCAGCUCAGUGCCCUGUUCCUGGAUUUCCAUGCUGGCAUGCCCUGGGAGAGCAUGUUGUAAAAAUUUGCUGCAUUGCAGCAUUUUGUCUGGAGCUCAUAGUGUGGAAGAUGUAUUUUUUCUGAGCUGAGUGGACUCUCUCUGGCACGAGUGUGCAUCCACCAUGUGUCCUUGAGCACUGUAGCAUUCCUUUGGCCAUCAAAGGCCAUGUCCCGAUCACUCCAGUGUGCACAUCUGAUGCAAGUCCUGUAGAAGAUUUUUUGUGUUAGGUCUUUUUUCCUUACUGUGUGUUCCUCUUAGAGAAAAGCAGUUGAGCCACUGACAAUCAAAUUGAUGAGAAGGGAGGGGAUUUUGUUAUUUGUUUGAAAACUGCCCAAUUUGAAGCAAAUACUGGGUACUGUAGAUUCUAUUGAGCUCUGAGAACUGGAGUUCUUUAGCUACUAAGGAGAGGGAAGGAAAUCUUUCUUCCUUUAGCCUACUUGGUUUGUCUCCUUCAAUUUGACCUGUCAUGCUAGCUAACAGAUUGCUGUCACUUUAAAGAAGAUGUUUUACAGCUCCUGUGUGAUGAUUUCUGCUUCACUCCUAGAGCACAUCCCCAUUUUUCACCUGUGUACAAAGAGAGCAGCUGUGGUGUGCAGCAGUGGGAGGUGCAGUGAGGUUUGAACAUAGUGGGACUCACACUGAAACUGUGACCCUGUGUGCAGUGCCAGUGGCCUCAAUGUUUCAUGAAAGCUGAGGUGGUGCUGCCCAGAGACACUUGGCCAAUGUUUGUGUUCCCUGGGGCUGAUGUGCUGUAAAACAUUGUUUUAAAUUGAAUUAAUUUGGCUUCUUUUUUUGUAGCUGCUAGAUACAAUACUUUUGGGCUGAUAAAUCACUUUUCCUUAGCAAUACUGGGAAGCUGUGCAUUUUCCCUUUGUGGUGUCUUGCCUGGAUAUAGCAGUGAUCUAGUGAGAGCUGCACAUGAUCUGUGCUCCCAAGUGGCUGGAACAGGAUGUAGGAAAACAUCAAUACUCAGGUGUUGAGUGGUGUAGGAAGAAAAUGGCUGAGAAAAGAGUCACUCCUUUUAGGCUGACUGGCUCAAGAACCCAUUUAUGUUUUGUCUGCAGCAAUCCUCUAGAAAGGACAAUUCUAAAUAAAUAUUUCCCUGUGGGAUUUCACUCAGUGUUCUGCUCUCUGUGUACUGAAGUAGAGUCCGACCUCCACAUUAUCAGAAGCACUUCAUCCUGCAGCCAGUGGAGCUGGUACCUGCUCUUACAACAGAGUAUGGGGCUAAAUAGCUUCCCUUGCCCUUUAGGAACUAUUAAUAAUUAAUUCUAGAUCCUCUUGUGUCAUUAAGCAGCUUUAGGGCACCUUGUACAAUGUAGCUUUGAAUUCAUUCAGUAAAUGACAUCCAGAAGAACUAAAAAAGACUUUUCUGUGUACAGCAAGGUCCAGUUCUUGGGGUUUUGGUGACCUGUAAAUAUCCUAUUCCUCAGUUCCUGUUCAGAUGUAAAAAUGGAUUUUUUUCAGUAUUUUUUUAAACUUUAUUAAAAGAACAGCAAACAGUAUUUGAAGAGAAGCAAGGUAGAGACAAGUCAGAACAGUCUGUGUAACUUGGUUUCCCUGCUGUGAUGCAAAUGUGUAAAAUAAAGAUUGACCAGAAA
Zonotrichia albicollis (white-throated sparrow) is the source of this 6940-nucleotide messenger RNA. Lineage: Eukaryota; Metazoa; Chordata; Aves; Passeriformes; Passerellidae. The record is from RefSeq and is a predicted model, not a curated record.